UAUAAAAAGUCUUUUUAAUAUAUAAGUUAAACUUGAUGACUUCAAAUUCUGCUGCUGAAUGAUAGAAGAUAUGGGAUGUGAGACACCAACAAGAGACAUCAAAAUAUAAACCAGGUUAAACUGCUAUAGGAGGUGGAGCUUUGGAUCAUCAAGCUAAGGAAUUACUGAUUGGGGAAGAUAUGUUUUGGAUCAUCAAACACUUAGAGAAAGGCACAUCAUUAGAAGAAGCAUCAUCAUCUUAAAUGACGGUGAAUUAAUUAUACACAUUCCAUAAUACUACUAAUAAUAACUUGGUUUGAGUGAGGUGAUUGCACAAACAAAUUAAACAUGUCUAAAGAAUAUGCGGAUGAGAUUAUUAUUGAAGAAGAUGAGGAAACUUCUUCAUUGGGAUGUUGUUCCCAGAAAUGCUCUUCAUUUGAUUUGAAUGAAGAUGCAAGCAGUGAAGAAGAAGAAGAAGAAGAAGGUAAGAAUAAGAAGGAGGAGGAUGAGGCAGCAUGUGAUGAAGAGGAGAUCAAUGCGAAUGGAACAUCAAACUCAAGAGAAGAUGAAAGAAAUAAUAACAACAAAAACAAUGAGAGAAGAGGUGGAGUUAGGCAAUAUGUUAGAUCCAAGAUGCCAAGGCUUCGAUGGACUCCUGAGCUUCAUCUCUCUUUUGUUCAUGCUGUUGAAAGACUUGGCGGUCAAGAGAGAGCAACACCCAAGUUGGUGCUUCAGUUGAUGAAUGUGAGAGGGCUCAGCAUUGCUCAUGUCAAGAGUCACUUGCAGAUGUAUCGUAGCAAGAAACUUGACGAGACCGGCCAAGUAUUAGGUCAAACAUACAGAUCGAGGCAAUUGCAUGAAGUAGUGGGACGUAGUAGAAAUCAUCAUGAGUUACUCAAUCCUCAUCACCAUUUCAAGAUGGGAAACGGUGGCAUUAUUCUUGCAACCAAUUUCAACCAUCAUCAUCAUUUCCAAGGUUCUCUGAUGCACCACCCCCACUUCUCCCUUUCAUCACGUUCACAUGCAAUCGCCACCGACUCAGGGCAACAUGAAUUGUAUUUGAAUCAUCAAGGAUUGAGAGUAACAAGCAACGAAAUUGUGUCCUCAUCAAGUAAUCAUCAAGGAAGAUCGAGUUCAAACCAGGUUCAAGUGAUGGAUACGUCUUGCAGAAUUGCACCAAUUAGACCAAGUCAUUUCCUUGAAGAGAAGAAGUGGCCUCCCCUGGAAAUUAUGAACAAUCAUCAUCAAUGGAAGUUCAAGGGUCCUACUACUAUUGGCAACAUUCCUGAAUCUGUUCAGCCAAGUAUCAGAGAGUAUUUAUCAACCUCCAAGAAUAAUUUAAGGCUAGAAUUUGAUCCUCCAUUUCGGAUAAAGUUGAAUGAAGUGAAGAGGGAGAAAAGGGAGGAAAGGUUGCCCAAUUUGCAACUAGGUUUGAGUCAUGGCGGAGAUGGAAAUGAUGAUGAUUGCAGAGAAACACAAGAGAUCAACACUAAGCUUUCACUUUCAUAGAUCCAGACACUACUACUACACUACUCUAGCUAGCUGCAUGCCUAGCUGCUUGUUUUGUCAAUAUUAAUUACAUUUCAUUAAUACAACAACUUAGCUAAUUAAUUUCUUAUUUGUCAGCAAUAACUCAAACACAGAACUAGAUAUAAAGGAUCUCACCAUAAAACUAAAUGACAUGUGUGAUAAAUGACUCAGAAUCAUGAGUUCCCAUUGGCUACUUAUCCUUUAUCCUAUCAAAGUUUUUGGCACAUGCAGCAUUAUUCAACUACGAGUGU
Messenger RNA from Arachis stenosperma, 1760 nucleotides. RefSeq names its product putative Myb family transcription factor At1g14600. The coding region runs from base 328 to 1488 and encodes 386 amino acids. The transcript has 8 exons. The record is from RefSeq and is a predicted model, not a curated record. Lineage: Eukaryota; Viridiplantae; Streptophyta; Magnoliopsida; Fabales; Fabaceae. Gene Ontology annotation, molecular function: DNA-binding transcription factor activity; DNA binding.